Nematolebias whitei (Rio pearlfish) is the source of this 468-nucleotide messenger RNA. RefSeq names its product carbonic anhydrase. Lineage: Eukaryota; Metazoa; Chordata; Actinopteri; Cyprinodontiformes; Rivulidae. The record is from RefSeq and is a predicted model, not a curated record. Gene Ontology annotation, cellular component: cytoplasm. Gene Ontology annotation, biological process: carbon dioxide transport. Gene Ontology annotation, molecular function: zinc ion binding; carbonate dehydratase activity.
CCCUCGAGGCAUACAGAAGCAGACAUGUCUCACGGAUGGGGAUAUGGACCGACCAAUGGACCCGACAAAUGGGCUGAGAAUUUUCCAACUGCAAAUGGGCCCAGACAGUCUCCGAUCAACAUUGUCACGAAGGAGGCCCAGUAUGACCCGUCUCUGAAGCCCCUGAAGAUCAGGUAUGACCCCUCCAAUGCCAAGGGUAUCCUCAACAAUGGACAUUCCUUCCAGGUGGACUUUGUGGAUGACACAGACAGCUCCAUUCUCACCGGGGGUCCCCUGUCUGGAACGUACCGUUUCAGGCAGUUUCAUUUUCACUGGGGAAGCAGUGAUGAUAAAGGCUCUGAACACUACGUCAACGGCAUGAAGUUCCCAUGUGAGCUUCACCUAGUGCACUGGAAUAACAAAUAUCCCAGCUUUGCAGAGGCUGCUGAUAAGCCUGACGGACUUGCUGUGAUUGGAGUCUUCCUCAAG